UCCUCCUCUCUUUCAGCCCAACAAUUCGUUUCCCUUAGCCCACUCACUACUCUCUUCCUCUACAUCCAAUUGGAGCAAGAAGGCAGAGUCUCAGUUCUGAUAACAAGAUGUUGCCAGGCAGUGGGUGAGACAGGGGAAAACAGGAAAGAGCAGCAGUGGGGUUGGGAAGAUUGGGUGGAUAGAGGGAUGAAGGCAGGUUUGAGUGAAUUUGGAGAUGUGCUUUAACUGACUGGGGAUGGUGAAUUUGGAAAUGUAUGGAGGAAAAUAGUUUAGGUGGAUUCAAGAGAAGAGGAUGACAAAUUUGGAGAGGUAAAGAAUAUUUCCCAGAAGCUUCACAAACACUUAAAAUGUUCGGGAUAACUGACUGUAGAGAUUUAGAAUAA
Messenger RNA from Moneuplotes crassus, 383 nucleotides. The record is from the annotation of a GenBank genome assembly. Lineage: Eukaryota; Ciliophora; Spirotrichea; Euplotida; Euplotidae.